This is a messenger RNA of Leptinotarsa decemlineata (Colorado potato beetle), 1736 nucleotides long. Its product is annotated as alpha-ketoglutarate-dependent dioxygenase alkB homolog 4. NCBI's taxonomy places the organism in Eukaryota, Metazoa, Arthropoda, Insecta, Coleoptera, Chrysomelidae. The record is from RefSeq and is a predicted model, not a curated record. Gene Ontology annotation, molecular function: demethylase activity; oxidoreductase activity. Gene Ontology annotation, biological process: demethylation.
CGUAACCUUGAAAUAUUUUUGUAGGUUUUGUACUUAGAUUGUAGACGAAUCUGCAAGUUUCUAAAACAAUUGUAAUGGAUAAGCCACGGCCUUGCGGUUGCAAAGGCCGCAGAACAUGUUUGAUAUGUGAAAAAGAGUAUAAUAUCAAAGUUGAAAAUACUGUCAAUAGAGAAAGUGAUUACUAUAUUUAUUGUCCCAUAUGCAAUAGGGCUUAUCCUGGAUGGAAUGUAAAGGAUAAUGAACACCCAAAUCAUACAGGCACGCCCAUAGAGUUCCCAGGAAUAUACAUUGACCUUAAUUUUCUUUCCGAACAAGAAGAAAAGAAGUUGAUUGAUGAUAUUGAUAUGAUCCCUUGGGACUUAUCACAAAGCGGUAGAAGAAAACAAAAUUUUGGACCUAAAUGUAAUUUCAAGAAAAGAAAAAUCAGACCUGGAAAUUUUAAUGGAUUUCCUGAAUCUACAAAAUUCAUUCAAGAUAAAUUUAAGACGGUACCUAUGAUGGAAGGAUUCAAAACGAUAGAGCAAUGUUCUCUGGAGUAUAACCCAGAACGAGGAGCUUCUAUCGACCCUCAUAUUGACGAUUGUUGGAUAUGGGGUGAACGAAUUGUAACAGUUAAUCUGCUCUCUGAUUCUAUUCUAACAAUGAAUUUUCUCGACAAGCCCUCUCGCUAUAAUCUAGACUGUGUUAAAACAUAUCCGUCAGUCUUGACUGAGUCUGGUAACUUUAAUUUGAGUGGGAAGUGUUAUGAAGUUAAACCAUUUGAAACAAGUUUUAACCAUCCAAUUGUUAGAAUACCAAUGCCUAGAAGAUCUCUAUUGAUUAUGUAUGGGCCAGCUAGAUAUGACUGGGAACAUCAAGUGUUACGAGAAGAUAUAAUCCAACGAAGAAUAUGCCUAGCCUAUAGAGAAUUUACUCCUCCAUACUUGGAACAUGGGGAAUACUUUGAGGAAGGAAAAGAGAUACUUCUUGCAGCCAAACAAUUUUUUCAGGAAACAAGUUAAAUUCAUAUAACAAGUGUUUGCAUUUAGGUUUUCUAAGGAUUUUAAUUCAAAAUGUUUCUUGUCUAUUGGUGUGUUCAUUUAAUACAAAUCUGAUACCUCGAUUAGCUUGCUUAGCUGGUUGGCAAGCGUUUGAUAAUGCAUAUCUGUUGUCUCGGUUACAUCUGUUUUGUCUUCAGUAUUUCCUAGAGCAAGGAAAAAAUGCGGCCAGUUAGCUCAGAAAUUGACAAUAGUAUCAGAUUUUUUGUUGUCAGUUGUCAUAUUUAAAAAAAUUGGUAUUUUUUGGAAAAUUAUUAACUUUCAGUGAAAUUUUUGACUCAUAUUUGUCAACACAUCGCUGUCUUCUGGAAAGAAUUCACGACACGUUCGUAUUGACAUGAUAUUGGAUUGUUUGACACUAGCCAUUCUUAAAUAGUUGUCACAAAAUGUUUACAUUUUGUUGCAAUUAUAUGUUACGGUUUUUGUGAUGACAAUUAAUACCACAAAUGUCAAAUUGUCAUUUAGAUAGAAUCGGGUUCUUAAAGUAUAUUUCGAUCUGUUGACUCUGAUCAAGUGGUAUUAAACCUGCAUCUGCUUGCUUGGCUUCAGAUUUUCUAAACAGAACACAGCUUUAAUUCAGAGAAACAUUCUAGUUUCAAUUGACCACACCCUCUUGAAAUUCUGUAUCAUUAAGCAUUGUUCAGGAAUGUCUCCUUAGUCCUGAACUUUCCAUAAGUGAUUAUAAAUUGUUCUUAUGUG